AUGGAAAAAUCCAUUCCAAAGGGUCAAGCAUCUAAGUCAAGUGUUGAGACACCUGCUGCCUCAAACAGACCACCACCACCUUUUCCCCAAAGGUUGCAAAAACAGAGGCAAGACAAUCAGUUUAGAAAAUUUUUAGACCUCCUAAAACAGUUGCAUGUCAACAUUCCAUUCGUGGAUGUAUUAGAACAAAUGCCCACUUAUGUGAAAUUCAUGAAAGAAAUUCUUUCAAGAAAAAGGAGGCUAGAAGAGUUUGAGACUGUUGCUCUUACACAAGAGAGCAGUCAAUAUUUGCUUAGUAAGAUACCUGCCAAAUUAGGAGAUCCAGGAAGUUUUACAAUCCCUUGCACCAUAGGAGACCAUUACAUAGGCAGAGCAUUGUGUGAUUUAGGUGCUAGUAUCAAUUUAAUGCCUAUGAGUGUGUUCAAGAAGCUGAAAGUAGGAGAGCCUAAUCCUACCACUGUAACUUUAUAG
This is a messenger RNA of Gastrolobium bilobum, 471 nucleotides long. RefSeq lists its product as uncharacterized. Lineage: Eukaryota; Viridiplantae; Streptophyta; Magnoliopsida; Fabales; Fabaceae. The coding region runs from base 1 to 471 and encodes 156 amino acids. The record is from RefSeq and is a predicted model, not a curated record. The transcript has a single exon.